Messenger RNA from Trichomonas vaginalis G3, 879 nucleotides. RefSeq names its product RNA-binding domain, RBD family-containing protein. Gene Ontology annotation, molecular function: nucleic acid binding. NCBI's taxonomy places the organism in Eukaryota, Parabasalia, Trichomonadida, Trichomonadidae. The record is from RefSeq and is a predicted model, not a curated record. The coding region runs from base 1 to 879 and encodes 292 amino acids. The transcript has a single exon.
AUGAUUGUAUCUCCAUCCGUACAGAGUUUUGCAGUCAUGCCUUCAAUGAAGGACUAUGCAAAAUCUACAAAGGCGCAUGAAUAUUUAAGACAGAAUCAGCACUAUUUGAACCUACUUAUUAAUACGGAUAAUAUUCAUAUUCCUCAAAAGACAAAUUUCAUGCUUAAAAUCACUAUCGAUGGUAUUAACACAGCCGAUGGUAUCCUUGAUUUCUUUUUCAAUUGGAAUAUUUUAGAUGUCCUUGAAAUUAAACCCGCUAAUAUGCCAAACUAUUUCCAUAUUUAUGUUAGAAGCCCAUCGUCAGCUUGUGUUAUAUCUAAAUUACCAGGAGUUAAAGUACUGAUUUCAGAUAUCAUUCCUCCAUGUGAAAUGGUUCCUCUAGUUUAUGUUCAAGGUAUUCCAAAGGAUGAGACUGAUGAUAAUAUUAGAUCUUUCUUCAAAGGAAUUUCGCCAAUAUUAACAAUUUACCGAAUUAUCAGAGAAAACUUCUACGGCUUCAUUCUAGAAACCACAAGUACUAAAGCUGCAAUAAAUCUUGCUGAAAAGUCUAAUAACGAGAAGUAUGGACUCUCAAAACUCUCUGUUUCAAUUCAAUAUCAUAAUUCAGUUACAAACUCAUUUUUCAUCAAUUCAUUGACUGCCGCAUAUCCAAUUGAAGUUGCUAGAUAUGAAAUCGCAAAGUUUGGACCAAUAAAAUAUAUCAGUAACGCUACUGUUUCAGGCCUUCCUUCAAUCAUUGUGAAAAUGGAAAAAAUAGAAGAUGCUAGACUUGCUUGUGGUUUUCUUAAUAAUACCACAUAUCUAUCUAACACACUUAACUCAAUAUUUAUUGAAGAAAAUCAUUUUGACCUUUUAUAUAAUAGAUUUUAUUCAGUUUAA